Molecule: messenger RNA, 1407 nt
Organism: Solanum stenotomum
Lineage: Eukaryota; Viridiplantae; Streptophyta; Magnoliopsida; Solanales; Solanaceae
Product: amino acid permease 3-like
Exons: 1
Coding region: 1-1407 (468 amino acids)
Cellular component (GO): plasma membrane
Source: RefSeq, a predicted model, not a curated record
AUGACAGAUCAUGUUUCUGUUAACGUGUAUGAUGAAUCGAGUUCUUUUGAUGACGAUGGUCGUUUGAAAAGAAGAGGGAAUGUUUGGACUGCAAGUGCUCAUAUAAUUACUGCUGUGAUUGAUUCUGGAGUUUUAAUAGUUACUUGGGCUACUGCACAGCUUGGAUGGAUUGCUGGUCCAGUUAUAUUGCUUCUCUUCUCCAUUGUUACUUACUACACUUCUAAUUUGCUCUCUGAUUGUUAUCGUAAAGGUGAUCAAGUUACUGGGAAAAGAAACUAUACGUAUAUGGAUGCUGUUCGAGCCAAUCUAGGUGGUGUUCAUGUUAAGAUUUGUGGGAUACUUCAAUAUGCAAAUAUUGUUGGAGUCGCGGUUGGGUAUACCAUUGCAUCUUCUAUUAGUAUGGUAGCUGUGAAAAGGUCGAAUUGUUUCCAUGAAUACGGUCAUCAGGCUGCUUGUAAUGUUUCAACCACUCCAUACAUGAUCGGUUUUGGAGUGGUGCAGAUUGUCUUGUCACAAAUCCCAGAUUUUGAUCAGAUUUCAUGGCUUUCUAUUGUGGCUGCUGUUAUGUCUAUGACAUACUCAACGAUUGGUCUUGGUUUGGGAGUUGCUAAAGUUGCUGAAACAGGGAAAGUACAAGGAAGUUUAACUGGGGUUAGUGGUGGAACUGGAAUGCAGAAGAUUUGGAAAAGCUGUCAAGCUGUUGGAGCAAUAGCUUUUGCGUAUUCUUACUCUCUCAUACUUAUUGAGAUUCAGGAUACAAUCAAAUCACUACCAUCAGAAGCUAAGACGAUGAAGAAGGCAUCGUUGAUAAGUGUGACAGUAACAACUGUUUUCUUCAUACUCUGUGGUUGCUUUGGUUAUGCAGCAUUUGGAGAUCAAUCACCUGGAAGUUUACUAACUGGAUUUGGAUUCUACGAUCCUUAUUGGCUUCUCAACAUUGCAAACAUGGCUGUUGUUGUACACCUAGUGGGUGCAUACCAAGUUUACUGCCAACCCCUUUUCGCCUAUGUUGAAAAAACAGCAGCUGAACGGUACCCUGACAGUAUAAUCAUCAUGAAGGAGAUUGAUAUUCCGAUCCCUGGCUGUAAGCCCUUCAACCUCAACUUUUUCCGUCUAGUAUGGAGGACAAUUUUCGUGAUCUUCACAGUUCUCAUUUCUAUGUUGAUGCCAUUCUUUAACGAUAUUGUUGGCAUUCUUGGAGCCUUUGGAUUUUGGCCACUUACAGUCUACUUCCCAGUAAAAAUGUACAUUGUGGAAAAGAAUAUUACCAAAUGGAGUGGAAGAUGGAUUUGCCUUCAACUACUUAGUGGUGCUUGCCUUGUUAUCUCAAUUGCUGCAGCUGCUGGUUCUUUUGCUGGACUUGUUUCUGAUUUACAAGUUUCCUGGCCUUUCAAGACGCUUAAUUAA